AUGAAAGUGUUAAUUGUUUUUGAUGAUGUAGAUGAUUUUAACAAUUUAGAAAAUUUAGCAGGAGAGCGUGAUUUGUAUUGUGAGGGAAGUAGAAUCAUUAUAACUAGUAGAGAUCGGCAAGUACUUGAAAAUAUUUGUUCAAAGGAUGACAUAUAUGAGGUUGAGAAUUUAAUUGAUGCUCAAGGUUUGGAACUCUUUAGCUUGCAUGCGUUCAAGCAAAAUCUUCCCAAGGAAAAAUAUAUGGAGCUAUCAGGGGAGGUGACAAUCUAUGCUGGAGGCAAUCCACUAGCUCUUAAAGUUUUGGGAUCUCAUUUAUUUCGUAGGAAGAUAAAAGAAUGGGAAAGUGAAUUGGAAAAAUUGAAAGGCAAAUCUCUUAAUAAAAUUCAAGAUGUUUUGAAAACAAGUUAUGAUGGGCUAGAAGAGAAUGAACAGGAAAUAUUUUUUGAUAUUGCAUGUUUCUUCAAAGGGGAAGAUAAAGAUGAGGUUGAGAGAAAAUUAAAAGCAUUUGGUUUCCAUCCAGAAGGUGGAAUACCUCGUCUAAUUGAGAGAUCUGUUAUAACUAUUUCAAACAAUAUGUUAGAUAUGCAUGACUUGCUAGAGCAAAUGGGCAAGGAUAUUGUUGUUAAGGAAUGCAAGCAGCCUAGAGAACACAGCAGGUUGUGGAAUUUUGAAGAUAUUGAUCAUGUAUUGACAACAGAUACGGGAACCGAAAAUGUUGAAGGCAUAUUGCUUGAUAUACCUUGGAGUUAUAUUUUAAAGCUAAGUGCCACGGCCUUUAUGAAGAUGUGCAAUCUUAGAUUCGUCAAAGUGAAAAAUUCAUAUCUAAACAUUGCGCUCCCUCCUGCAAACUUUGAAUUUUGUCCACAAGCGCUAAGAUAUCUUUACCGGGAUUAUUAUCCUCUAGAAUCUUUGCCACUAAACUUUUGGCCAAAUAAUCUUGUAGAACUCCAUAUGCCUUAUAGCAAACUCAUACAACUGUGGAAUGGAGGAGAUAAGCCUCUUGGAAAUUUGAAAUUAAUGGACCUCAGCUACUCUUGUCACCUGAUUGGGAUUCCGGACUUAUUUAGUGUUGCCCCAAAUCUGGAGUUUUUAUAUUUGGAACGAUGCGUGAGUUUGGUUGAAAUUCUAUCAGCUCUUAAAAAUCUGACCAAGCUUACUGAACUUGAUCUGCGUAAGUGCUAUAAAGUAAAAGAUUGUCCAGAGAUUCCGUGUAAUAUAAAGAUUCUAACUUUAGAUGACACUGGAAUAGAACAACUGCCCUCAUCAAUUGAGCAUCUGUCUCAACUUGUCAAAUUGUGCUUGUCCGGGUGUGAAGAUCUUGUGAGUCUUCCAAGCACCAUUGGCAAUUUUAAACGUCUUGAAGAACUUCAUCUCAAUGGAUGCUCAAGACUCGUGACUAUUCCAAGCAGCAUAGGCAAGUUGAAAUGUCUUGAAAAAUUACUUCUCUGUGGAUGCCCAAAUUUAGCAAGUCUCCCAGAAAGCAUAAAACAACUUUCAAAGUUGAAACAGCUUGAUUUAAGCCGUUGCAGGAGUCUUAAAAGUUUACCAGAGCUUCCAUCAUGCUUAAAAUUCUUAAUUGCAAAUCAUUGCCCCUCUUUGGAAUCUUCAUCAAUUUCUUUCCAUUUCUUAGAAUAUGAAGAUGAAAAUGAAGAAGCAGAUAAAAGUGAAGAUGAAGAUUCCGUAUUUCUUAAUUUUAGUAAUUGCGUCAAAGUUAACAAGAAAGCACUGGAAGAUGUUUUUGAAGCACAUCUGUUGGGUCAGAAAGUUCGAUUAUGGGUGGUAGGACGUGAAGCGUCAAAAAGGAUGAGUUAUAAGAAUAAAGGAUCCUCACUUUCAUUCAAACUUGACCUUCAUGACUUAAUUGCCUUCUUUUUCUGCGUUGUUUUUCAUUCCAGACAUUCUAAUUUUUUCCUUGAGAGAAUUGAAUGCGUAGUGGAUUUCAAAUAUGAAUCUGGAAAUAGGCAAGGACGUCCCGCUUUUUUUGUCCCAUCACACGUGUUGCUUUCAUUCAAUGGAUUGAGGACACGUUUUGAUGACGAGUGUUUCGUUAAGGCCUCAUUUUGCUUCAGCAUUAACUAUGACGUGAAGUUAAUUACUGAGUGUGGGGUACAUCCUAUAUUUAGUAGAAAUAAAACGAGAAACAGAAAUGGAGAGCAUCAGGAUGAUGAGCAACCCCAUCAGCAUCAGGAUGACAAGGAAGGCGAACCUCCCCUUCAAAGAUUGGAACAAAAAGAUGACCAAAAUGCCACAAUUCAAAGAUUAACAGAAGGAGAGCAACCUCAUCAGCAUCAGGAUGAAAAGAAAGGCGAACCUCCUCUUCAAAGAUUGGAACAAAUUGAGGACCACAAUAACAUUUUGAAUCAUGAGAGGAGGAAAAGGAAGAGGAAGAGGAAAAGGAAAAGGUAA
Hevea brasiliensis (rubber tree) is the source of this 2406-nucleotide messenger RNA. RefSeq names its product disease resistance protein RUN1-like. Gene Ontology annotation, biological process: defense response. NCBI's taxonomy places the organism in Eukaryota, Viridiplantae, Streptophyta, Magnoliopsida, Malpighiales, Euphorbiaceae. The transcript has 4 exons. The coding region runs from base 1 to 2406 and encodes 801 amino acids. The record is from RefSeq and is a predicted model, not a curated record. Gene Ontology annotation, molecular function: ADP binding.